GAUUGCCAUCUCAGCUCCCGGAGACUCCCGAGGUUCGAGCCGACCUCUUCCCGGCUCGCCGAAUCAUUCCGAAGAUUGCCGAAGUGCGAAGAGGGCUGGAGCCGCCGUUCAGGUUCCUGUCGGCGGUACCAUGGCCACUUCAACCGAGCGCCGCGCAUUCGCUCAGAAAAUUAACCGGACUGUGGCAUCUGAAGUCAGAAAACAAGUUUCCGGCCAAUAUAGCAGCUCGCCGCAGCUGUCCAAGAAACGCAGCGGCUCCCAUCAGUUGGUUCCUCUUUCAGAAGUGGUAGAGCCUGUGGACUUUGAGGAAUACCUGACCACACACCCCCCAGCUCCAGAACCAGGUCCACUCAGGGAACUACUCGAGUUUCCUGUGGAUGAUAUUGAGGUGGUUUACGAACCGCGAGAAUGUCGAACGGUCGAGCCUGGAGUCCCAGAAGAAGUGGGAAUGGACCCUCGAGUAAGAGAUGCCAUACAGAUCUACACCGAAGAUUGGGUCAUUGUUCACAGAAAGUAUCAAAAAAUGAGCACUGCAUUUAACAGCAACACAUCAGAGAAGCAGCGUGAGAGACAACGGGGCCUACCCAAGCAGAUCUUUGAGUCUGAUGAGGUUGUCGAUGACCGAGGAACCCAAGAUGAUCAGGAUGAUCUGAAGCGGAGGUCGGUGUCUCUGGAUGACACUCCGAGAGGGAGCUGGGCCUCCAGUAUCUUUGACCUGAAGAAUUCUGCUGCUGAUUCCCUUCUGCCCAGCCUUCUGGAUCGUACAGUUAUUGAUGAAGUGGACAAGCGCAAUGGGGAGCAGAGGAAGGAAAACCGACACCGGGAAUUGCUGGCACUCUUUCCGCCACCAGAUGAGGAUGAAGCUGUAGAACGAUCUUGUACUCCUGAAGUCCCUAAAGAACAUUUUGGGCAAAGAAUUCUUGUGAAGUGUCUGUCACUGAAGUUUGAAAUUGAAAUUGAGCCAAUAUUUGGAGUUCUUGCUUUGUACGACGUGAAGGAAAAGAAAAAGAUCUCAGAAAACUUCUACUUUGAUUUGAAUUCUGAUCAAAUGAAAGCCCUUCUCCGGCCUCAUAAUCCCCACGCUGCCAUCUCAACAUUGGCCAGGUCUACCAUCUUCUCCAUCACUUAUCCUUCCACUGACAUAUUCCUGGUAAUUAAGCUUGAAAAAGUUCUGCAGCAGGGUGACAUUGGGGAAUGCGCUGAACCCUACAUGGUUAUGAAGGAAUCUGAUUCUACUAAGCAUAAGGAGAAGGUAGAAAAACUGAAGAAUCAAGCAGAGCACUUCUGCAACAGAUUGGGCAAGUUCCGGAUGCCCUUUGCAUGGACUGCUAUCCACCUCAUGAACAUAGUGAACAGUGCCGGGAGCCUGGAACGUGACUCCUCUGACUCAGAAAGUGAGAGAAAGGGUACAUGGACAGACCGGAAGAAGAGGACAUUUGAAAGAAUGAGCCUUGGAGAUGACGCCUGCAACUAUACCAACUUUCGGCCAGCUACUCUGACUGUCACAAACUUCUUCAAACAGGAAGGGGACCGUUUAAGUGACGAAGACUUGUACAAGUUUCUAGCAGACAUGAGGAGACCCUCUUCUGUUCUGAGGAGAUUGCGCCCAGUGACAGCUCAACUAAAGAUUGAUAUAUCCCCUGCUCCUGAAAGUCCACACUACUGUCUCUCUCCCGAGCUGCUACACGUCAAACCAUACCCAGAUCCACGAGUUCGCCCAACUAAAGAGAUCCUGGAGUUUCCAGCAAGAGAGGUCUAUGUCCCAUAUACUACAUACAGGAACCUGGUAUACGUCUACCCACAGAGCUUGAAUUUCAGCAGCCGUCAAGGGUCUGUGCGAAAUAUUGCCGUGAAAGUCCAGUUCAUGGCAGGGGAGGAUGCCAAUAGUGCAAUGGCGGUUAUUUUUGGGAAGUCCAGCUGUGCUGAAUUUUCAAGAGAAGCAUAUUCUGCUGUGGUGUAUCACAACAAAUCUCCUGAAUUUUAUGAGGAAAUUAAAAUGAAAAUUCCAGCUAAUUUGACAGACAAUCAUCACCUGCUCUUCACCUUCUACCACAUCAGCUGCCAGCAGAAACCCAGUUAUUCACUGGAGACUCCUGUGGGCUACACGUGGAUCCCUCUGAUGCAACAUGGCCGCCUUCGAACUGGACCAUUCAGCCUUCCAGUGUCAGUGGACAGGCCACCUCCCAGUUACUCGGUCCUUACUCCUGAUGUCCAACUGCCAGGAAUGAAGUGGGUCGACAACCACAAAGGAGUGUUUAAUGUGGAAAUAUUGGCCGUGUCAUCAGUGCAUACCCAGGACCAAUUUCUGGAUAAGUUUUUCACUCUAGUGCACGUACUGGAAGAAUAUUCAUUCCCUUUUCGGCUGAAGGACGUGAUCAUCACAGAAAACAAUGUGGAGGCAGAACUGAAAGCCAGUAUAAAUAACCUGCGGUCAGCAAAGAUGGAGCCACUUCUUCGAUUUGUCCACCAUGUCCUCAACAAACUCAUCCUCCUAAUUGUGCGACCUCCAGUUAUCAGUGGGCAAAUAGUCAAUCUGGGUCGGGCUGCUUUUGAAGCAAUGGCUCAGCUCGUCAGUCAGAUCCACAAAAACCUGGAAGGAAAUAUGGACCAACAUGGACACAACAAUCUGCUGGCAUCCUAUAUAUACUAUAUGUUUCACCUUCCAGACACUGACCACUGUCCUCAGGUUCCUGGGUCAAACAGUCCGCCGUAUGCAGGUCCCAUUCAGUAUGCCACUUUGUCUCGUACCGCUACCAGGCCAACCAGUCUAAACCUGUCUCGCUCAAAGAGCAUCAGCAACAGCAAUCCAGAUCUUGCCACAACGCCUACAACGCCAGAUGAUGAGGUGAAAAAGAUCAUGGGUUGCAAAGGGAUCGAUCGGUCACACUCCUGGGUUAAUUCUGCUUACGCUCCCGGUGGGCCAAAGGCUGUCUUGCGGAGAAACCAUCCCAAUUCAAGCUGUGAUCUCAAGCAGGCAACUGAGCGGAGUCCCAACCGCAUGUCCUCAUUUUUGGACGGCUUCACUCAUUCACAGCACAGUCAGCCAAGAUUUUCAACCAAAAAGCUUCUCCAUGAGGAGUUGGCCUUGCAGUGGGUGGUAAGCUCCAGCAGUGUGCGGGAGUCAGCCUUGCAGCAGGCUUGGUUUUUCUUCCAGUUGAUGGUGAAAAGUAUGGGCCAUCAUCUCCAUCUUUCAGACAAGUUUGAGACCACACGGAAACUGAGAUUCCCAGAGAGAUUUGUAGAUGAUAUAACAGCUUUAGUCAGCAUGAUCACUACUGACAUUGUCAGCAGGUUUCAGAAGGACAUUGAGUUGGUGGAGCGGCUGAAUACCAGCUUGGCGUUCUUUCUCAAUGAUUUGCUCUCCCUGAUGGAUCGAGGAUAUAUUUUCAAUCUCAUUCGCACGUACUACAAACAGGUCAGCAAUAAACUGCAGACAGCACAGAACCCAAAUGCCCUCAUAGCUCUAAGGCUGGAUUUCAUUCGCAUUAUCUGCAGCCACGAACAUUACAUCACUCUGAACCUUCCGUGCAGCACUCUUUCACCCCCUGCGUCCCCGUCCCCUUCAGUCUCCUCAGCUACCUCCCAGAGUUCUGGCUUUUCCACACUCAUUCAGGAUCAGAAGAUAGCCAAUAUGUUUGAGAUGUCGGUGCCUUUUCGACAGCAGCACUUUCUGGUUGGGUUGCUAUUGACGGAGCUAGCCUUGAUUCUGGAACCGGAUGUCGAAGGCUUAUUCUUUCUGCACAAGAAGGCAAUUGGUGCAAUCCACAACCUAUUGUGUAGUCAUGACGCAGACCCUCGGUACACUGAUUGUGAGGUAAAAGCUCAUGUUGCAAAGCUCUAUUUUCCUCUAAUUGGCAUCGUGAUGGACACCCUGCCUCAGCUGUAUGACUUCACGGAAAAUGGCAACCAGAAGGGACGACUGACAGCUUCAAUGAUGGACGAAGUGGACAACGAGAACAGCAGCAUGAUCAGUCAGACCAUUGCCAUGGCAAUAGCAGGAUCACCUGUGCCCCAUCCAAACAGAAACGCCCCUUUCCAGCUCCCUGUUGUGCCCAGCCGGCAAUAUGCCACACUAUCGGCAGAGUCAAGUCGCAUCCUUCUCAUCUGUUUCCUCUGGGUCCUGAAGAAUGCAGACGAGGAGAUCCUGCAGAAGUGGUUCACAGACCUCUCGGUAUUCCAGCUGAACCGUCUAUUAGACCUCUUAUACCUAUGCAUAUCGUGCUUCGAAUACAAGGGUAAAAAAGCUUUUGAACGGAUUAAUAGCCUGACAUUUAAGAAAUCUCAAGACAUGAAAGCUCGGCUGGAAGAGGCCAUUCUUGGCACUGUAGGUGCACGACAGGAGAUGGUACGGCGCAGUCGAGAGAGAAGCCCUUAUGGAAGCCAAGAGAAUGUCCGCUGGAGGAAGAACAUCACUCACUGGAGGCAAAAUACGGAUAAGGUUGACAAGACAAAGUCUGAAAUGGAACAUGACGCCUUAGUGGAUGGGAAUUUGGUUACUGAAGCUAACCUUGUGAUUUUGGACACACUUGAAAUCAUCGUGCAGACAGUCAUGGUGACAGAAUCCAAAGAAAGUGUGUUAACUGGAGUGCUGAAGGUCAUUUUACAUGGCAUGGGCUGCAACCAGAGUGCCCUCUUCCUGCAACACUGCUUUGCUACCCAACGGGCCCUAGUCUUCAAGUUUCCGGAAAUGUUGUUUGAGGAGGAUACCGAGCUUUGUGCUGAUCUGUGUUUGAGACUCCUGCGACACUGCAGCAGCAGCGUGGGGACCAUCCGAUCACAUGCUAGUGCUUCACUCUACCUCCUCAUGAGGCAGAACUUUGAGAUUGGCAAUAAUUUUGCCCGAGUGAAAAUGCAAGUCACCAUGUCACUGUCCUCACUGGUGGGGACUUCCCAAAACUUCAAUGAAGAAUACCUCCGGCGCUCACUGAAAACAAUCCUGACAUAUGCCGAGGAAGACCUGGAACUACGAGAAACCACCUUUCCUGAACAGGUCCAAGACCUGGUGUUCAAUCUGCACAUGAUCCUCACGGACACCGUGAAAAUGAAGGAGCACCAGGAGGAUCCCGAAAUGUUGAUGGAUCUAAUGUACAGAAUUGCCAAAGGUUACCAGACAUCACCAGAUUUGCGCUUGACCUGGUUGCAGAACAUGGCAGGGAAGCACUCAGAACGGGCCAACCAUGCCGAGGCAGCUCAGUGCCUGGUACACUCUGCAGCAUUGGUGGCUGAAUACCUCAACAUGCUGGAAGAUUGCCGCUACUUGCCAGUGGGUUGCGUCACCUUUCAGAAUAUAUCGUCAAAUGUUCUUGAGGAAUCGGCUGUAUCAGAUGAUGUUCUUUCUCCGGAUGAAGAAGGAAUUUGUGCUGGGAAAUACUUCACGGAAGCUGGCCUGGUGGGAUUGCUGGAGCAGGCAGCAGCAUCUUUUACAAUGGCUGGGAUGUAUGAAGCUGUGAAUGAAGUCUACAAAAUACUGAUCCCAAUUCAUGAAGCCAACCGGGACAAUAAGAAACUGGCAACAAUCCACGGAAAACUACAAGAUGCCUUCAAUAAAAUCUCUAAUCAGAGUUCUGGCUGGGAGAGGAUGUUUGGGACUUAUUUCCGAGUGGGUUUCUAUGGUUGUAAAUUUGGAGAUUUGGACGAACAAGAGUUUGUCUAUAAGGAGCCCUCAAUCACCAAGUUGGCAGAGAUUUCAUAUCGUCUUGAGGAGUUCUAUCGGGAUCGGUUUGGGGAAGAGGCUGCUGAGAUUAUCAAAGAUUCUAAUCCAGUCGACAAAGCUAAACUGGAUCCUAACAAGGCAUACAUACAGAUCACAUACGUUGAGCCAUUCUUUGACACCUAUGAAAUGAAAGACCGCAUCACAUACUUUGACAAGAAUUAUAACCUGCGCUGCUUCAUGUACUGCACACCCUUUACAUUGGAUGGCCGUGCCCACGGAGACCUGCAUGAACAAUACAAACGAAAGACGAUUCUCACAACUUCACAUGCCUUCCCCUACAUCAAAACCAGGAUCAAUGUCAUUAACAAGGAAGAGAUUAUAUUAAUUCCAAUUGAAGUUGCCAUCGAGGACAUGCAAAAGAAGACCCAGGAGUUGGCUUUUGCCACGCACCAGGAUCCGGCUGAUGCCAAGAUGUUGCAAAUGGUCCUUCAGGGAAGUGUGGGAACUACAGUCAACCAGGGACCUUUGGAAGUGGCCCAAGUUUUCCUGGCAGACAUUCCAGAUGACCCCAAACUCUUCCGACAUCACAACAAGCUGAGACUCUGCUUCAAAGACUUCAUGAAACGAUGUGAUGAUGCCUUGCGCAAGAACAAGACCCUGAUUGGAGCAGACCAGAAGGAAUACCACAGAGAGCUGGAGCGUAACUAUCACCGACUGAAGGAGUCGCUGCAACCCAUGAUCAACAGGAAGAUUCCCCAGCUGUACAAGACCCUUAUACCCAAUACAAGUCACCGAAACUCCUUCAGCAGAUCGAGCUUACGUAAAGUGGAAAUCUAAAGAACUGGUGGAGUCAUUUUUUAAAAAUUUUCUCUCAAUGAUGAAGGAACUGGUAUGAAGGAUGAAUGUGGAAGGAUUAAGGCCAGAGGAUACAGAGUUUCCUCUUUUUAAAGCCUCCUCUUCAGGGCCCAUUCAACUUAAGGCAGUUGUCUACGGAAUCCAAGCUGCUUAUAGCUGCUUCUUUGCCUCCCCGAUCCGAUCACAGGAGACUAUUUUCAAAAUUAGAAUCGUAGCUCUAUGUGAGUCUGACUGCUAGAUUGGUGUGAGAUUUUUUUCUGUGGUCAUGGCAUCACUCCAUGAUUGAUUUGAUAUUUUAGUAACCGGAGUAUUUAAAACAGAAUUGUUCUAAUGCCUUGUGUCUGCAUCUAGAUCCUGACAUGGGCUGUUGUCUAAUUUGAUGUCCUUGUCUAAUGCACUUGUGCCCUGUACAGUAUUAUAUGGUGCACUCUCAUACUAAAACCACCAAGAGCAACCAUUAAGGUUUUACAUAUGGUAAGUUGUAAAGAGGUGGUUACUAAUUUUUCAGAAUUUUGUUUUCUUAUCAUGAAUGUAUCUUUUGAAAUUCAGGAAGGAUGCACUUUGGCACCAGUUUAAGUUAACAGCAUGAUACUUCAAACAUCCUCCGUCAAUGCUUUCACAGAAUCAAAUUCCAAUAGCUUAAAAACCAACUGGACCACUCUGGUGCCAACCAAUCACUGCCUUAAGUCAUCCAAUAUCUGCUUAUAAUUUAUUGCUGGAUUACUUUUUCAAAUAUGCUCAUAUUUUGUGUAUCAAUAACCUUUUAAGAACCACUAUCAUUCCAAGUGUUAAUUCCUCUACAGUAGUUGUGAGUUGCAAGGGUUUAAUACAGCCCCUUAAAGAAUUAUGUCAUUAUGGAUAUCUCCUAAUGAAGAUGUUUAUUUCCUUUCUGCGCAGUUCUUGCACUACUUUACAUUGAAGUUUUUAAUGGUAUAACAGUCACUCAGAUAGCAUAGCUGUUAAUAUAGCACCAAGUGAUACAAGAGAGAGUCUGACAUACCAAUUCAGUCAUUCACUUUGCAACCCUAGUUGACAGAAGAAUCCAAAAGCUCUGCCUGUUGAAAGGUAAAUGGCGUCACCACUUGUCAAACCAUCUGGUGAGAAGAGGUUGUGGUGACCAAGCUGCAGCUUCACUUAAAAGGAAAAGCUACUCCUGAAGGAAGAUAGAAAAUGUCUAGGGGUGUAAAAUCAUACCAUAACAGUUGCCUGUGUUCUUUAUAAACUUUGCUUUUAUCUAAAUUGUCACUUCAGAAAGGGAAUGACCAAGUGCAGUGUUACAGGGCUGAUCAGCAUAGUGAUCUUAUGCUUAAUGUUUGUGACGAGUAAUUUUUAAGAAAAGCUUGAUGGUCUUAAAAUAACAACUGUUAAAUGUUCUUUUCUAUUUUGGGGCUUAGCUGACAAAAUAAUUACUCUAAAUAGAAUAUGGAAAAAAUAUACAAUGAAAGCUGUGCUGCAGUAACAUAUCUACCUACCUAAGACCUUGUAGAAGCAUCUCUGCGCAGACGUAAGUACGUUUGUAAUUCCGAACAAGUGCUAGACACAAGAGAUUCUGCAGAUGCUGGAAAUCCAAAUCAACACACAAAAUACUGGAGAAGCUCAGCAGGUCAGGGAGCUUCUGUGGAGGAGAAUAAACAGUCAGUAUUUUGGGCUGAGAUACUGAAGGGUCGCACGAAAUGUCAACUGUAUACUCCCUGCAUAGAUACUGCCUGACCUGAGUUCCUCCAGCAUUAUGUGUUGCUCCAAGCAGAUACAUUACUCCUUAUUAAAUCCGCUGUAAGUUUAACCCUGAAUUCAUUACCAUAUUUUAUGACUGAAACCAAAUGUGAAUCUUUAUUCACAUUGAUAUAGCCUUUUAUAUCUGUAAUUAUCGUUGUUAAAAGUGAGCAAAUUCCAUUGCUCUCCUUUCUCCUCUUGACUUCAAUAUUCGUUUAAAAAAAAAGUCCUGACAUAAAUAUAUGCCCAGAUUUUUACCUUUUACGCUUGCUUCUUCUAUCACAUUCUGUAAUCGGAUUCAGGACAGCGGCAGUGCUGGGUAAACCCACCAUCUUUCUGUUGAGUCCCGAUUGCCUUUGUCUCUAGAGUACAUCCUUUUGUUAUUGCUGUCAUGUGUGAUUUGAAACCUAAUCCUGCUGUGUAAUUUCAAAAAUAGGCGAUUGUAAUCUUUUUUCUUUUUUAUAUGAUUUAUUAUUUAUUCAGAUUAUUUAAAGAUUUAAUGGGAUAUUUUACACAGAGCAUGAUUAUUUAAGAUUGAGUGGGUAAAACACUAAAAAUUCCAGUAGCCAAGGGUUUUAUUUGGUUAUUUGUUAGGCUGGGGUUCUCAAAGAUUUACCAGACAUGUGGAGAUGUAUUUUCCAUAUCCAGCCUCCAAAAACAGGAAGGAAAGUCUACGUGUGCUGUGUUCACAAUGACCAAGCAGUCAAGUUGAUAGUGGUAUUUUUGUUUGUACCUCUCCAGAACAUCAGCAAAAUGAUCUCUUUUCUAGUGUAUGUUUCCACCGCAAGUGGUAAUGGUAGGAUGAUCGCUGUUGAUUCUGUUGUUCUACAUACAUACAUGGACGCAUACUCUUAUACACACACACACACACACACACUCAGACACACACACACACACACUCACUCAAACAUGCACACACACACACACACACUCACUCACUCACACUCACACUCACACACACACUCACUCACUCACUCAGACACACACACACACUCACACUCACUCAGAGACACUCAGACACACACACACACACACACACACUCACUCACUCACUCA
Mobula hypostoma (lesser devil ray) is the source of this 9277-nucleotide messenger RNA. Its product is annotated as dedicator of cytokinesis protein 7-like. Gene Ontology annotation, biological process: positive regulation of GTPase activity; small GTPase-mediated signal transduction. Gene Ontology annotation, cellular component: cytosol. The coding region runs from base 131 to 6490 and encodes 2119 amino acids. The record is from RefSeq and is a predicted model, not a curated record. The transcript has 50 exons. Lineage: Eukaryota; Metazoa; Chordata; Chondrichthyes; Myliobatiformes; Myliobatidae. Gene Ontology annotation, molecular function: guanyl-nucleotide exchange factor activity.